AAUAAUAAACAAUAAUAAUAACAAUUAAAAGCAGAGAAGAGGGGCCAUCCUCCUCUAUCUCAGAUUGGCAAGCUAAAAAUUAAAGCAAAAUUCAUAAUUUUUCACUUGUUGAUCACAAUUUCUUAUAUUUACAUCCCAAUCUAUCCCAGUCUCUUAUCUGUAUAUGGGUUUCCAUUCGACUUCAAGUCUCUUCACAAAUAUUAGAAGCUCAGAUGCCAAUCUCAACAAUGACGAAUGUGGGAGUGGCAUAAUUGUAAAAGCAUAUCCAUUAGGAAUGAUUCGAGUAAAUAAUGGUAUCAAUGAGGUCAAUUUAGAGAAAGAAGGGGAGACAGGACUUGAACCUUGUAUGGGGCUAGAGUUCGAUUCAGCUGAUGAUGCUCGUGAAUUUUAUAAUGCAUAUGCACUGCGAGUAGGAUUCAGAAUUAGGACUGGCCAGCUCUAUCGGUCACGCACUGAUGGUACUGUUUCUUCAAGAAGAUAUGUGUGUUCAAAGGAGGGUUUUCAGCUAAAUUCAAGGUCAGGAUGUCCAGCCUUCAUAAGGGUCCAAAGGCGUGAUUCUGGGAAAUGUGUAAUUGAUCAAAUCCAUAAGCAUCACAAUCAUGAACUAGGACUUGUUGAUGAAAGUCAUCCUCCUGUUAUGCAACAGAGAACUCCUAGAGCUAAGAAACCAUCAGCUGAGGUGUCUCAAAAGCCAAAAUUCAAGCUGCUUGAGAAUUUUGAUAAUCAGUGUCCAUGUCCAUCCGGCGUCAUUACUGUCAAACGUAUCAGAACAGAGGUGAAUGAAGGGCAGAUUAAAUCUGAACCUCAUGCAGGUCUACUCUUUAAUUCAGCUGAUGAAGCAUACAGCUUUUACCAAAUGUAUGCAGAGACUGCUGGAUUUAGAAUUCGGAUUGGUCAGCUAUUUCGUUCAAAAAAUGAUGGGUCUAUUACAUCUCGACGCUUUGUGUGCUCCAAGGAAGGCUUUCAGCAUCCUUCAAGAGUAGGAUGUGGGGCAUUUAUGAGGAUUAAGAGACAAGAAUCUGGAACUUGGAUAGUGGACCGUCUUCAAAAAGAUCAUAAUCAUGAUCUUGGCCUUCAAACAGGAAUUAAUAAGAAAAAUUAUGGUGCUCCUAAGAAAUUCAUAGAUGAUGUAAAUCUUGAAUUGGAUUCUAUAGACCUAGCUAAAAUAAAUUCUGGUCUGCCUAUCGAAAGAACCCGAGAAAACAACAUUGGAAGUGAUUGGUACCGUUUACUUCUUGAUUAUUUUCAAGCUAGGCAAGCAGAUGAUACUGGAUUCUUUUAUUCUGUGGAGGUUGAUGAUGGUAGUUGCAUGAAUUUAUUCUGGGCUGAUGGUAGGUCUAGAUUCUCAUGCAGUCAAUUUGGUGAUGUUAUUGUGUUUGAUACUUCGUACAGGAAGAGUAAUUAUCUAGUGCCAUUUGCAACAUUUGUUGGAAUAAACCACCACAAGCAGCCCGUGCUUCUUGCUUGUGCUCUAAUUGCCAAUAUGUCAGAGGAUUCUUUCACUUGGUUGUUUCAUACAUGGCUAAGGGCAAUGUGCGGAUGUCAACCAAAGUCUAUAAUAGCUGAUCAAGAUGUGCCCAUCCAACAAGCGAUUGCAAAAGUGUUUCCUGGGACGCAUCAUCGUUUUUCAAUGUGGCAAAUUAAGGCAAAAGAACGAGAGAAUUUGAGGUCAAUGGCCAAUGAGUUCAAAUAUGAAUAUGACAAGUGCGUUUAUCAAAGCCAAACAUCCAUUGAAUUUAAUACCAUGUGGAGUGCACUUAUUAACAAAUAUGGGCUGAAGGAAAAUACUUGGCUUAAAGAUAUGUAUGAAAAGCGUGAAAACUGGGUCCCACUGUACCUUAGGGGAAAAUUUUGCGCUGGCAUUUCCAUCAAUGAAAAUUUGAAAUCCUUCUUUGGUACAGGGUUGACUGCCCAAACAUCACUUGGAGAGUUUCUUUCAAGAUAUGAGCAAAGUCUUGCUCGACGUCGUGAGGAGGAAAGAAAGGAGGAUUUUAACUGCUAUAACUUGCAAGUUUUCCUGCAGACAAAAGAACCUGUGGAAGAACAGUGCAGAAAGCUUUACACACUCGCCGUCUUUAAGAUAUUUCAAAAUGAACUGCUAGAGUGCUACAAUUAUCUAGGAAUAAAGACUUAUGAAGAAGGAACUGUCAGCAGAUAUUCAGUGCGGAGAUGUGGGAAUGAGAUUGAUAAACAUGCUGUUACUUUAUGUGUGUCCAAUCUCAAUGUGUGCUGUAGCUGUCAAAUGUUUGAAUUUGAAGGUAUUCUUUGUAGACAUGUUUUGAGAGUCUUCAACUUAUUAGACAUAAGGGAAAUUCCAUCCCGCUACAUCUUACAUAGGUGGACAAGAAAUGCGGAGUAUGGUAUUGUUCACGAUGUUGAAUCUGGUGUUAGUCCUCAAGAACUGAAGUCAAUAAUCUUGUGGAGUUUGAGAGAAACAGCCUGUAAAUACAUAGAAGCUGGCACAUCAAGUCUUGAAAAAUACAAACUUGCCUAUGAGACUCUGCGGGAAGGUGGAAUAAAACUGCGCUGGCAAAGGUAAGCAAAAAAGAAAAACUUCACUCUAGGGCUAAAUUUUGUAGUUUAAGCAUGUUUGUGGAUAGUAUGUAUAAAAGCAUAUUUUUUUCCCAGUAUUUACUAGACUGUUGACUUGCAAUGGAUAAUGAUAUAUUUCUGUUGUAUCUGAAUUGGAGUUCUAAAUAUUGUAUGAUGUGCACCGGUUGGUUUAAUCAGUUUACACUGUGCUUGGACAGAAAUAAUGCUAACUGAGAUAGCAUUUCUUUUUUGAAA
Molecule: messenger RNA, 2787 nt
Organism: Ricinus communis (castor bean)
Lineage: Eukaryota; Viridiplantae; Streptophyta; Magnoliopsida; Malpighiales; Euphorbiaceae
Product: protein FAR1-RELATED SEQUENCE 7-like
Exons: 2
Coding region: 164-2539 (791 amino acids)
Biological process (GO): regulation of DNA-templated transcription
Molecular function (GO): zinc ion binding
Source: RefSeq, a predicted model, not a curated record